Molecule: messenger RNA, 1157 nt
Organism: Zea mays
Lineage: Eukaryota; Viridiplantae; Streptophyta; Magnoliopsida; Poales; Poaceae
Exons: 11
Coding region: 189-896 (235 amino acids)
Biological process (GO): ubiquitin-dependent protein catabolic process
Cellular component (GO): proteasome core complex; proteasome core complex, alpha-subunit complex
Source: RefSeq, marked validated
UCUUCUUGAGAAACACUCCGCUCUCUCUUUCCUCCUGCGAUUCUCCAUCUCUUUCCCUGCUCCGUCUCGUCGUUGUCUUCCCCUUUUUUUCCUCAGCCACCUCUCUCCCUCGCUAGAGCAAAAACCUUGCCACGAAUCGCCGACACUCCAACCCGGAAGAGGCAACGAGGUGACUCCGCGCCUCGGUCAUGGGUGACAGCCAAUACUCCUUCUCGCUUACCACUUUCAGCCCGUCGGGAAAGCUUGUGCAGAUAGAGCACGCGCUCACGGCUGUCGGAUCCGGGCAGACCUCCCUAGGGAUCAAAGCUGCCAACGGUGUAGUGAUUGCCACUGAGAAGAAACUGCCUUCUAUUUUGGUGGAUGAAACAUCUGUGCAAAAGAUUCAGGCACUAACACCAAAUAUUGGAGUUGUCUAUAGUGGGAUGGGUCCAGAUUUUCGUGUUCUGGUGAGAAAAAGUCGAAAGCAGGCACAGCAGUAUUAUCGGUUGUACAAGGAGCAUAUACCUGUAACACAGCUUGUGCGAGAGACUGCUGCUGUGAUGCAGGAGUUCACACAGUCAGGUGGUGUAAGACCAUUUGGAGUAUCGCUGUUGAUUGCUGGGUAUGAUGACAAUGGCCCACAGUUGUAUCAGGUUGAUCCCUCAGGAUCAUACUUCUCCUGGAAGGCAUCAGCCAUGGGAAAAAAUGUGUCAAAUGCAAAGACAUUUCUUGAAAAGAGAUACACAGAGGAUAUGGAGCUUGAUGAUGCCAUCCACACUGCAAUUUUGACUUUGAAAGAAGGAUAUGAGGGGCAAAUUUCCUCCAACAACAUUGAAAUCGGAAUUAUUCGAGCUGACCGUGAGUUCAAAGUUCUAAGCCCAUCAGAGAUCAAGGAUUUCUUGGAAGAGGUGGAGUAAGUUGUCUGUUGAUGAUUUACUGUUUCAAACAAGAAUAGCAGCAUCACUUAUGAGCAGCCAGCCUGAAGCUUGUCUUGGUUUUAUCACUCUGUAAACUGAUUUGCUCCAGCGACAUGUCUUGGUUUUAUCACUCUGUAAACUGAUUUGCUCCAGCGACAUGUGGUUCUUACAUUUGAAACCCUCCUGAGCGCAUACUGUAGACAAAUGAGAUACGUAAGAUGGAUGUUGUAUUUGACAGUCUCUGCAGUUUGUUUAUGUGAU